Messenger RNA from Gopherus flavomarginatus (Mexican gopher tortoise), 3117 nucleotides. RefSeq names its product VRK serine/threonine kinase 3 (gene VRK3). The coding region runs from base 126 to 1421 and encodes 431 amino acids. Gene Ontology annotation, cellular component: nucleus; cytoplasm. The record is from RefSeq and is a predicted model, not a curated record. Lineage: Eukaryota; Metazoa; Chordata; Testudines; Testudinidae. Gene Ontology annotation, biological process: peptidyl-serine phosphorylation; signal transduction. The transcript is spliced from 13 exons. Gene Ontology annotation, molecular function: protein serine/threonine kinase activity; ATP binding.
AGCUGCAGCACUGCCAGCUCCAAGCCCUACAAACCGGGGAGCAAGUCUCCAAACUCACGAGACUUGCUUACAAAUCAGGGCAGUUGGGGUCUUGUCACUUGCCCUCCGGUGCCUGACCCUUGAGAAUGAUCAACUUUUGCCCCCAAUGUGGCCAGAAGGUAGAGACAGCAUUUCAUUUCUGCCCUGUCUGUGGGAAUAAGCUGCCUAAAGAAGAUGAUGAGGAACCAAUGCAACUCACUCCAGAUGCGUCUUUGUCCUCUCUGAAAGCCCUGAGGCAGAAUGAGCCAGUUCCAGAAACAAGAAAGACAGUGGAGUGGAUAUCUUCUGAGAAAAUACCAGCUUCCACUUCGACUGAAGAGGAGGUUUGGAGCCCACAGGCUGCUUCCCCAAGUACCAAGGUGACAUCCAAGGCAAAGUUCAGUCCCCGAUCUCCCCGGCGGCUCAAAUCCACCUCCGUGACACCUCUCCCAGAAGGCAAGAUUCUGACCGACCAGAAUAGCAAGCAGUGGAAACUGGGGAAGCUUCUGAACCAGAGCGUGUGUGGGCUGAUGUACGAAGCACAAUCAGCAUCUGGAGCCUGCCCUCAAAAGCAAAGAUACUUUCUCAAACUUGACGCCAAAGAUGGCAGGAUCUACAAUGAGCAGAUCUUCCUGCAGCGAGCAGCAAAGAAAAUCACAGUGGAUAAGUGGAAGAGGAUGCACUCGGUGCCCUUGCUGGGGAUCCCAAAUUGCAUUGGCUUUGGACUCCAUGAGAGUAACUACAGGUUUCUGGUGUUCCCUGAGUUAGGGCGAACUGUUCAGUCAAUCCUGGGCGAUGGCACAAACCUACUGACGGAGAAACCGGUUUUCCAGAUCGCCAUCAGGGUGCUAGACUGUCUGGAAUACAUCCAUGGAAACGAGUAUGUGCAUGGGGACGUCACAGCAGAGAACAUCUAUGUGAACCCAGACGACCUCGCAGAGGUCACCCUGGCGGGUUACUGCUUUGCAUUCCGAUACUGCCCGGGAGGAAAGCACGUGGCUCAGUGUCAAGGCAGCAGGACUCCUCACGAGGGCACCAUUGAGUUCAUCAGCCUGGAUGGGCACAGGGGAGCUGGACCAUCUCGCCGGAGUGACCUGCAGUCUCUGGGCUACUGCAUGGUGAAGUGGCUGUGUGGCUUCCUGCCCUGGACUGACGACUUGGCUGAUGUGCACAAGGUCAUGGAGCAGAAAGAGAGGUACCAAACGGAUGUGGUCGGGCUUCUGCGACUGUGCUUCGGCCGAAAACCGAUUCCAGAUGCUCUGCACAACUACCUGCAGCAAGCAAUGGCCUUGGCCUUUGAAGAGGAGCCAGAUUACGAGGCACUGCGAUUGCUGUUGGGGAAGCCGCUGGAGAUGAAGAGAGCUUCAGCUUAUGACUCAGUGGACCUCAAGGUGGUGCCUUAGGUAAGGCGUUUCCUACAGGGAUAGCAGAUUGGGGGAAGCACAGUCACGCCCCCACCGCAGGAAUAGUGGAAUAUGGUACUUCAGCUGGCAGUGGUGACCACGGCCUUGUUAUCUGAUCUUCCCUCCGCACAUGAGUCUAACAUGGUAAGCAGGGAGGCUUCUCUCUGCGCUGGUUGUGAAGAUCUAGAAGGAGGGCUGAAGGGACUCUGACUGCUCCAGUGGGGCUUGUUAACCCUUAGAGCAGCAAGGGUGCUCAUUUUCCAUUCCUCAGCCCUCCCUCCCACCUCUUUGUGAUCAGUUUCCUUCCCAUCUCCAGUUGUGUUGAGAAUGGGUGCUGGGUUUUGUGGAGAACAUGCAUGUGGGUUCAAGGAAAAUUUUUGGCAGCAGGGAAUAGGGCUUCCUGUCAGGAAGAGUGAUGUCCCACCCUGCUUCCUCACAGCUGGGGAGCCUCACAUCCUGGCCUCAGGUCUCUCUUCCUAACACUGUUCUCAUUCAUCGUCAUCGGGCAACUCAGCAGUUCUGAAACGGUUAAGAUGUCCUGAGGGUCACUUCUGAGUACAAGGGGAGCUGGUUGGCUGGCUUGCUGUUCCCAAAGGCUGGAGCAAGGUCAGAAUUUGUGGCACUGUUCUUUGAUGCCAAAUGUGCCUAACCUGGCCAAAUUGGCUUUGCCUCUCUCUGCGUCCCUGCAGCUCGCAGACAGACUGUUGAGUAAGAGCCCGUUCUGGGUAAGGGGCAGGAGGAAUGAAGAUGUGCACAGCCUUUAGGAGAGAGAGCUGCCCAGCCUCACGCCACGCUCGUCCUUCAAAGCAGGCUCCUAGAGCUCCACUUUCUCAGGGACGCUGACUGAGCCGUGAACACUCACUCUGUUCCCUCCUUGGAGGCGAGGUGUAGCCCUAGUUUUGCUGAGUUCUGACAACUUGCCACCUUCAGGGGCUCCCAUGGCUAGUCUAAGCGCAUAUCAGCAGGCCCAGCCCUACUUCUGCCCUUAGGUCUCUCUGUGGUGUCCAUCACCUUGGGAUCUAAGGUGGGUAGAGGAUGUGUUCCUGCUAGAUCAGGCAGCACACGGCUGGUCAAGUCCACUAAAUCUGCUGGCUAAAAUGUCUCUCUCAUCUUGGAGGCUGUAAUAUUUGUUGGUAGCCACCAAGGUAUUGAACCAAAUUCAGCCCUAGCACAAUCUAACCAAUUCACAUAGAGACUUGGCCCUUGUCUCAGCUUAGAGUCAGCCCUAAGUAAAUUGGCUCCAGGUGGCACGGCCAACGGCACUGGCACAUGCUCCAUCCCAAUUUAUGUUCUUCUUUGUGGCUUUUCAGAUCAAGAAACUGACAAACUGUGAGAGGUUUAACCUAUUGGAAGGGCCCUGCUCUGGGGCAGCCAGCUCCUGCUGUCCUUCAUUACACACCUGUUCUAGAUUUCCUUGGGAGUUUAUAGGGAUUGUUUUUAGGGCUUUUACAGUGAUUUUUAGAAAGCUGACUUCUGAGCCAGUGCUGUAGCUUAAUGAGCUCCAGCUAUUGUGAAGACUUAAACUCCUGCUUGGCAGAUGGCUGCCCCAACCACUGUUUGCAACUACCUAGCAACUGGGAGCGUUGCCAUACUGACACGCUGAGCCCGGUGAAGGGAAAAGAAAUCAGGGGUUUUAAAUGUUUGUAUCCUGCCUAAUAAACACUGUUUGUUUUGUAAUAAAUGCUUUGUGGAUGGA